Cicer arietinum (chickpea) is the source of this 1625-nucleotide messenger RNA. Its product is annotated as coniferyl alcohol acyltransferase-like. Gene Ontology annotation, molecular function: acyltransferase activity, transferring groups other than amino-acyl groups. The record is from RefSeq and is a predicted model, not a curated record. NCBI's taxonomy places the organism in Eukaryota, Viridiplantae, Streptophyta, Magnoliopsida, Fabales, Fabaceae.
CUAGUCGUAACACAUCCUCGAUCAAUUAAUUUUCCACACAUCUAAUCUCUAAAAUGUGUAUUGGAAAACUAAAUGAUCAAUUCACAGUUAAUGUGACCAACGAGGAAGUAGUGUCUGCCAUGCUACCAAUGCAAGAGCAUUGGCUUCCACUAUCAAACCUUGAUUUAAUUCUUCCCCCUGUUGAUGUUGGUGUCUUCUUUUGCUACAAUAAACCUAUGAUUUCUAUUAGCACCACCCAUAACAUUGUGGGGUGUUUGAAAAAUUCCUUAGCUCAAUCUCUUGUUUCUUAUUAUGCCUUUGGUGGUGAAGUGGUUACUAACUCCAUAGGUGAACCUGAGUUACUUUGUAAUAACCGUGGAGUGGAUUUUGUUGAAGCUGUUGCUGAUGUUGACCUACAAUCUCUUAAUUUAUAUAAUCCUGAUGAAACAAUUGAAGGGAAGCUUGUUCCAAAGAAGAAACAUGGUGUACUUGCUGUUCAGGUGACUUGGAUGAGAUGUGGUGGAUUAGUAGUGGCAUGCACUUUUGACCAUCGCAUAGCUGACGCUUAUUCAACAAACAUGUUCCUUGUAUCAUGGGCCGAAAUAGCCAGGCCCAACAACAAGCCCAUGAGCCCAACAACACAACCUUGUUUCCGACGCUCACUUCUCACCCCACGACGUCCAUCUUCCAUCCACCCUUCACUUUAUGAUAUGUAUGUACCAAUCACGGACCUCCCUCCUCCGCCAGAUCCCAAAUUCAAAUCCGAUAUUCAAACCGAUCAAAUUAUUAGUCGUAUAUAUUACGUAACAAACGAACAACUCAACAACAUGCAAUCACUAGCGAACUCAAACAAAACGAAUUUGGAUCCUCUACAACAGUUGCACUCUAAACUCGAGUCUUUCUCCGCUUUUCUUUGGAAGAUGGUUGCGGAAGCUGCUUCAAUAGAUAACAAAAAUGUUAUUGCAAAAAUAGGAAUUGUGGUUGAUGGAAGAAAGAGGCUAAGCAAUGGUGACAAGAACAAGGAAGAGAUUAUGAGUUCGUAUUUUGGGAACGUGAUUUCGAUACCCUACGGUGGUAGAUCAACGGAGGAGCUGGUUGAAAAGCCGUUAAAUUGGGUGGCGGAUCAAGUUCAUGAGUUUUUGGAGACAACAAUGACGGAGGAGCAUUUUCUAGGGUUAAUUGAUUGGGUGGAAGAGCAUCGACCAAUUCCAGGGUUGGCGAGGAUUUAUUGCGGUAGCACUAGUGGAGAAGAGGGACCCACUUUUGUAGUGUCUUCUGGACAAAGGUUUCCAGAAUCGAAGAUAGAUUUUGGAUGGGGAAAACCAUUGUUUGGAUCUUAUCAUUUUCCUUGGGGUGGUGAUGCGGGUUAUGUUAUGCCAAUGCCUAGUCCUAAAAGGAAUGGUGAUUGGUUACUCUACAUGCAUCUUCCUAAGGGAUACUUGCAUUUUAUGGAGUUUCAUGCUCCACACUUCUUUAAACCAAUGUCUUGGGAUUACCUUCUUUCUUAGUUUUUAUGCUGCUUCAUUCUUUUCUUUGUUAAUUGUAUUCUUCGUGUUUAUUAUGGCUUUAUUGUUUAGUAAUUAUUUGAAGUUUGUAGCUUCUUAGUAAUUAUUAAAUACAUACUUUUCUUUUGAAUUUGACAUUAA